Messenger RNA from Pelagomonas calceolata, 883 nucleotides. The record is from the annotation of a GenBank genome assembly. NCBI's taxonomy places the organism in Eukaryota, Pelagophyceae, Pelagomonadales, Pelagomonadaceae.
UUUUUCGCAGGCAGCGUGAAACGCUGCAGCCGCGAGCCCGGGCAGCCUGCAACUCACAUUUCGCACGACUACGCCGGCGGCGGACCAUCGGUGCGGUCCGGAAAGGGGCGGAACCAUGCAUUAAAGAAGGCUGCUCCCAGGGCAGCAGCACAGCCUCAUCUCAGGAACAGCCUGCGAGGAGAAGAAGGCGCGCGUGCCAUAAUGCGGAGCACAUGCUGCGCAUUCGUCGGCGUGACGACGGCCCAGCUCCUCGUGCCGCCGAAGAAGAUGGUCUUUCGGACGCGCGACCCGCUCACGAACACCACCAGUAACAACUGGCGGAAGGCGUUAGCCAUAGACGGCUUCCCGACCUUCAUGGGAGUGGCCGAGGCCCACGAAAAGGCGGACGACGACGUCCUGGCGGCGAUGCGCUGGUUCAUCGUUCCCGAGACGGGCGUCGUGCUGCUCAAUCCAUUGGUACCAUUACACUACAUCUACCGGCACCAGCACAACGCCGUCGUCGGGAGCGUCUGGUCGCGUCACCAUAAUCAGUUCGCGCAUCUGGUCGCGACGCACGCUCCUUCCGGACAUAUUUUGGAGAUCGGCGGCGGCCACGGCUAUUUGGCGGCGAAACUGUUAUUUUCCGAGGCCGUGAAGCGCAGUGCCCAAAUCAAAUUGUCGCCGUGCGUCCGCCACUGCUGAAUCAAGACCUCCACGCCAUCGACGCGACGUCGGCUCGAUGGCGUGGCGGUGUGGCGGUGUGGCCUUCACGCCAUCGACGCGACGCCGCCUCGAUGGCGUGGCGGUGUGGUCUUUCACCGAUCGACUCAGCACGGCCGAAACAGGACUCACUGCUUGAUGUGCGCGCAGGUCAAGCACUGGACGAUGGUCGACCCGAAUCCCG